CUGUCAGCUGUCAAACCACCUAUAAUAAUUGGGUCGUACCAAAAUUUCUAAUAGUAAUAUUUUCGAUGGUUUAAUUUUAUUUUAAAAAUUCUAAUGAUUGGCAAACAGAGUGCACAAGACAAAUAGGAUCAAUAAAUAAGUCACAAAACUUGUGCAACGUAGCGAGACCCGCUGCAAACAAAAAGGAAAAUAGGAAUUGGGAAACUUAAGAGAAAGGUAGAUUGUAGUUAAAGGAUCGGCAAAAUGUCGAACCUAUCAGUGGGACAGAUGAUAAUGGACGCACAGCGUAUGGCCAGUCGUGUCAAAGAUUUGGAUGCGCUGGGCACAGCUCUGUUGGAAGAGGCUGAGACCAACAAUCGUCUUGUUGAAAGCUUGCGUCAAUAUCAGGAGGAUAUUGAGUCUCUUAAUCGGGUUGCAAAUAACAAAACGAAUGCGGACAUGGUCAAUCGCAUACAGCAACAGAAUGUUAACAGCUCUGAGAUACUUAAAGAGAAUCGCGAGCUUAAAAUCUGCAUUGAGGACUAUGAGCGAGCCAUGGAACUGAUGAUGCAAAAGUAUCGGGAACACACAGUGACCAAGGUGCUGGACAGCAAAUUUAACUUCAAGGAGCUCUACAACGAACGCCUUUGGCAGGUGAUACGCGAACAGCGUGAAAAGAUCAACGAAAUGGCGGCAGUCAUGCAUCGAGCGGCCACUGCGGAUGAUGAGAAUGUGCAGCGGGAACUGCAAACAAUAUCACAGCUGCGCAUGGAAAACGAAACGCUGCGCGAACUAUUGCAAAUCUCCAAGCAGUAUGGCUCAGCGCAGCGGCCAAUACGCGAAGGCGAUCAUCUGCUUGAGGAGAAGGCGGUGCAAACGGAUAAUCAGGCGGAUGACUCUGCUGACGAUCUGUCCAUAUCGGGAGCUUCGGUGGAAAACAUGAAUAACAACUCAGUCAUACAAAUGUACAGUAGUCCCGAAUCGGCGAUCAGCAACAGCAAUACCAGCAAUAAUUCAGCAAACACUGCCUCAGUAAAUGCACUCAGCCCAGCUCAGCAAACCAACACAGUUGGUGACAAUGUCGAUGCUGCUGCUGCUGCUGGAGUGACUACAGUGGAAUAUACAAAUGUCAAUGAGAAUAACAAUGGACCUGCUGUACACGACAUGCCAGAAACGCCAGGCAAGCAAACAUCGGCGACGUCAACAGCAUCAACAUCGGCGACGACACCGAGCGAUGUUGAAGAGGAGCACACGCUGCCAGUUGUGGGUGGUGCUGUUGUUGUAGUUGGUGCCAACGCAACAUGAUAGGUGCUGAUUGUACAGCAUUGUCUGGAUUGCAUUGUCAUCUAUCGUCAUCGUCUCCAGUCAAUCAUUGUUAAUUUUUAUUAGCUUAACAAGCACAUCUUUGAUUUCCGGCGCAACGCACUCAUCAGCACUCUAUUAACAACAAAUUCAAACACACACAAAUACACGUUCAUAUUUCACGUCACACACAUUUUAUUCUGCAUUAGUUCAUAGCAACUAAUAAUCUCUAAGUAAUUUAUACAUGCAUACAAUUUAACGUCUGUGCCAAGUGCAACAGAAAGCUCAUUACAGAUCUAAUACACACUCACACUAAUCCACGUUGUACUCUAUCGACUUAUGAUUUCUUAAUAAAUACCAUAAUAGUCCAUAAAUUGU
Messenger RNA from Drosophila hydei, 1659 nucleotides. RefSeq names its product FGFR1 oncogene partner 2 homolog (gene Fgop2). Lineage: Eukaryota; Metazoa; Arthropoda; Insecta; Diptera; Drosophilidae. The coding region runs from base 244 to 1284 and encodes 346 amino acids. The transcript is spliced from 2 exons. The record is from RefSeq and is a predicted model, not a curated record.